AUGGAGCCCGUAGAGGAUCCCCACAAGAGUGCGCCAGUGAUCCGUGGCGGAUCAGACGCUCGGCAGCGACUUCCGCCAGUGGUUCGCCGGGCGUCUUUUCCAGACGAUCUCGUGGUCGCGGGCGAUCCUAACUUCACGUGGUGCGGCGACUCUGGCGGCGAAGCGCAUCCGCGAGCGGCGUAUUCGUCCCUCCACUCCGUCGGACCUGCUGACGACGCGCUGCUCGUACCUGCUGCGACGGCUAGCUUGAAUCUUUCCCUUGGUCCUCCACGCGCUCUUUUGCCGUCCUCGAGGCAGCGAGCUCGCGACACCUUCGUCGAGAGCCUUCCCGCCGUCGCCAUGGACGUCGCGGACGCUGCGGCGACUGCGACGGCGCAUCGCGAUGAUCAGACCGGUGACGGGAAUCUGACGGUUCGCACCUUCACGUUUCCUCUUCCCGCUGACGAAUCUGCCUCGCCGCGUCCCGGUUUUAAGCGAGGCCGAGGCCUCCCCGACGAAGACGACGACGACGACGACGGCGACGACGAGGUGCAAGGGCGGGAACGACCGUCGCGGUCUUUUUCCUCACCGUCCAGUGCGGGUGUCGCGAGACUGAGCACUGCGAAGUUCGCAGGUCAGGGAAGCGGCGGCAGCGGCAAGAACAGCGAACCGUCCCGCGGUAAGUUGUCAGGACGACGUGGCGAGCCGGCGGAUGCGGCAUUGCCGACCGAGAUCAGGCGAAUCGCUAGUGGCGCUCGUCUCGCUGCUCCGUCUCUCGUGCCACAAGCCUGUGCUGACCUAGACCGCCAGGGGCUGUCCCCCGAAUCGCGCUUCCCGCAGCCUGUAAAAAACGCGCACACCACGGAGUCGCCGCCGCCACUUACCCCCGCUCUCCCGCGCCCCGUGGGCCCGCAUAUUACGCAGCGCGACCGCGUCCAUAUGAGUUUCGCACGGGGGCCCCAGGCUCCGCAAUUCCCGCAGCCGCCGCCGCCACCUUUCCUGGGCGGCUCGACUGGUGUGGCCAGCUCCGCCGCCACCGCGAGCAGCGCUGCGGCGGCAGCUCCCGCCACAACUGUGGCUGCCUCCGGGGGGUGGAAUGGUCCCGACGGCUCGAGCUUGCUCAUGCACAGGCGGCUUCCGCCCGUCGCUGACGCGGGGACGGGCUUGGGCGCACGGGGUGGCGAUGAGAGGGGGCCCCAUGCCCUUGGGCCGGAGGACGAGCAGCGCGAGGCCACCGCGGACGCGGCAGGCGGAGGGGAGCACGGGUGGCAGUGGCACACGCGGCUACGGCGUGCGCGCACGGAGGGGCGGCUGCUGGGGGAGGUGUCGUCGCACAACAGCAACACGUUCGCCGCGGGCGACGAGCGCAUGGCGGGGCCGCUGGGCUUAGCGCGCCUGGAGUGGCAGGGGCUGCUCGCUGCAGGCGCGGGCGCGAGGUUCGGCGGUGCUGAGGAGCGCAUCGCGGCCUUGCUGAGGGGCGCGGGGGGAAACGCCACGGACAGUGGCAAUGGCGGCGGGGAGACGGGGGUGAAGCGCGGAGCAACGUUUCUUACUCCGCGCACGGAGAGUAGCGGGCCUGGGUGGCAAUUAGCGCAGCAGCAGAUCAACGCAGCGGCGCUCGUUUCCGCUGCAGCUGCUGGCAUUGCACCGUCAACCCACCAACGGCAGACGGCGCAAGAGCUGGCGGAGGCGCAGCCAGUGGCGCAACCGAGUCCCCCUCUGCUGCCGCGGUUGCCCGCCCAGCAUCCAAGCGGGGGCGCGCUGCUGUCGCCCCACGGGGUGCGUCCUCGCCGCGUGUCCAGCUUCGACUUCUCGCUCAUGAGCCACAAAGUGCCCCCACCUCUCCCCCGCGCCGCAUCGUACCGCGACCCACCCCCUGCCCCCACCGCUGCAGCAGUUGCAGCGGAGGGGAGGGCGGGCGGAGCUGGGUAUGGCGGCAGCGCCGCAGACGUGGGAGGACGGCGCGGGUCGGAAACUGUAGGUGGGGGCGGGGCGAGCGUGAGUCGAAGCGGAAGGGCUGGGGGAGGAUCAACGGCAACAGGGACCACCGGGGCUGGGGGGGGAGGGGGGAGCAAGGGGCGGUUGUGGUGUGGUGAGGAGGGGUACAAGUGCAAGGACUGCGGCAUGCGCUUCACCAACGCACAGGCGCUGGGAGGCCACAUGACGGCGCACACCAAGCGCCGCCGCUCCAACUUCGCGAGCUACAGCUUCAGCGACAUGGGGUCGGGCGGCAGCACCGCGUUUGCCAUGGCAGGUCCCACCUCCAUCGCACCGCCCGCUGUGCCUGCUGCCACGCCCCUCGGCCUCACUGCACCCCCUGCUGCCAUCCCUUCAGGGGCGCCCCUUACACACGCCGCUUCUGCAGCAGCGGCUGCCUACUUGGCCAGUGCAGGCGCAGGAGCAGCGGCAAUCGGGGGAACAGUGCCAUCCGCGCACGCGCAUGCAGCGGCAACGGUAGCAGAGCCCGUCCUAGGGUCGCUGCUUGGCCUGGGCCUGGGUGGCGCAGGUAGCAUGGGUGUGAUGCGAGGCAGUGGUAGGGACGUGGGGGGGCACAGUUUGCAGGAGCGGAGCAGUGCAGCCGCACGACAGCAGAUGGUUGGGGGGGGGAGGGCAGACCUGGGAUCGGGCAUUGGUGUGGGCAGCAGCAGAGAGAGAGUGGGCAGAGGGUUUGAGGCGAGGGGUGGUCGAGGUGAUGGCGGGGAGGAGCUGGAGUGGAGCCCGAUGGGAAUGCAGCGACAGCGGUUGGUGCAGGCAUCGGAGAGCAGCCAGCCCACAGUGCAAUUCAAAUCAGACCCGUCGGACCUGUCGGCGCCAGAGCUGGUGUCAGCAAGAGCAUGGUGUCAGCUGGAAAGGUCCAGUGGAGGGGCAUCCACGCCCCUUGCUGCAGGCCUAUCUCCCUUUGCGCAUGCUCUAGCAGCCACAGCUGUCCCUGGUGCAGAUGGCCCCCUCUCCUCUGCUGCUGCUGCAGCUGUUGCAAACGCACACUGGGCUUCCUUCAACUCAGCCCCCUGCAUGCAACAAGCUCUUUUGCCACGUCUCUUGCAGCAGCAGCAGUAG
This is a messenger RNA of Closterium sp. Naga37s-1, 3036 nucleotides long. The record is from the annotation of a GenBank genome assembly. NCBI's taxonomy places the organism in Eukaryota, Viridiplantae, Streptophyta, Zygnematophyceae, Desmidiales, Closteriaceae.